Oncorhynchus keta (chum salmon) is the source of this 1278-nucleotide messenger RNA. RefSeq names its product neuronal acetylcholine receptor subunit alpha-5-like. The record is from RefSeq and is a predicted model, not a curated record. The transcript has 3 exons. NCBI's taxonomy places the organism in Eukaryota, Metazoa, Chordata, Actinopteri, Salmoniformes, Salmonidae. Gene Ontology annotation, molecular function: extracellular ligand-gated monoatomic ion channel activity; transmembrane signaling receptor activity; neurotransmitter receptor activity. Gene Ontology annotation, cellular component: neuron projection; synapse; membrane. Gene Ontology annotation, biological process: nervous system process; regulation of membrane potential; signal transduction. The coding region runs from base 90 to 1016 and encodes 308 amino acids.
GCACCAUCAUCUGGACACAGCCCGCUAACUACAAGUCAGCCUGCAUCAUCGAUGUCACCUUCUUCCCCUUUGACCUGCAGAACUGCUCCAUGAAGUUUGGCUCCUGGACCUAUGAUGGCUCACAGGUUGACAUCCUCCUGGAGGACUUCCAUGUAGAUAAGAGGGACUACUUUGACAAUGGUGAAUGGGAGAUAGUGAAAGCGACAGGCAGCCGUGGUCUGAGGAUGGACGGUCCCUGCCACUUCCCCUUCAUCACCUACUCCUUCAUCAUCCGUAGACUGCCGCUCUUCUACACCCUCUUCCUCAUUAUCCCCUGUAUCGGCCUUUCCUUCCUCACCAUCCUGGUCUUCUACCUGCCCUCCAACGGCGGGGAGAAGAUCUCCCUGUGCACCUCUGUGCUGGUGUCCCUCACCGUCUUCCUCCUCGUGAUCGAGGAGAUAAUUCCGUCCUCCUCCAAGGUCAUCCCUCUUAUCGGGGAGUACCUGGUGUUCACCAUGAUCUUUGUCACGCUCUCAAUUGUCAUCACCGUCUUCGCUAUCAACAUCCACCACCGCUCCUCAUCCACGCACCAAGGCAUGGCGCCAUGGGUGCGCCGUAUCUUCCUGCACAGGCUGCCUAAGCUGCUGUGUAUGCGCAGCCACGUGGACCGCUAUGCUACCCCAGGCGGGGCCAGGGAAGGACUGACAGGGAGAGAGUGGGCAAGACUGGCAAGAAGAGAAGGGGUAGUAGGGGCCAUUAUGAAGGGUUCUUCACCAGAGUCCACCUCUCAUCUCUCCUCUAGGAAUAACCUGCAGGCUGCUUUGGACUCUAUCCGCUACAUCACCAUGCAUGUGGUCAAGGAGAACGAGGUCAGAGAGGUGGUGCAGGACUGGAAGUUUGUGGCUCAAGUUCUGGAUCGUGUGUUCCUGUGGACCUUCCUCCUGGUCUCAGUACUGGGCUCUGCUCUGCUCUUCAUCCCUGUCAUCUACAAAUGGGCAAACAUCAUCGUCCCCAACCAUGCAGGCGGCAGCGGAUAAGACUAAACUGAGACUAAGUGCGCUGAGCACAAUAAUUUCAGAGACACUACAGUCAGUGCAGAUAAAGAGACACUUACUCACGUGGGUGUGGGAGACCAGUUAUAAUUGCAAUGGAUUCUAGUUCCAUCAUGAUUUUUGAUUUGUGUAAAUUAAUGAGCGAUUGUCUCUAUCUGUUUAUAGAUUAAAUUAACAAUCAAUUGUUUUAUAUUCUGAAAGGAGGAUACCUCCCUAUAGGCAUAUCUCACAAAGUAAAGUAUAACAA